Molecule: messenger RNA, 1716 nt
Organism: Tupaia belangeri chinensis (Chinese tree shrew)
Lineage: Eukaryota; Metazoa; Chordata; Mammalia; Scandentia; Tupaiidae
Gene: CDC20
Product: cell division cycle 20
Exons: 11
Coding region: 139-1647 (502 amino acids)
Biological process (GO): positive regulation of anaphase-promoting complex-dependent catabolic process; positive regulation of ubiquitin protein ligase activity; anaphase-promoting complex-dependent catabolic process
Cellular component (GO): anaphase-promoting complex
Molecular function (GO): anaphase-promoting complex binding; ubiquitin ligase activator activity; protein binding
Source: RefSeq, a predicted model, not a curated record
GCCAAUGAGUGACCGGAGCGGAGAGUUUAAGAGGCGUUGUCCAGACACGCUGAAGCCGGUCGGGGAUUGGAACCUGCUCGGGAUCCCUCGGUUUCAGCGAGCACCGACUCCAAGGAUCCCUCCCCUCCAGGCGCUCCCAUGGCGCAGUUCGUGUUCGAGAGCGACCUGCACUCGCUGCUUCAGCUAGACGCACCCAUCCCCAAUGCACCCCCUGCGCGCUGGCAGCGCAAAGCCAAGGAGGCUGCAGGGCCAGCCCCUUCACCCAUGCGGGCUGCCAACAGAUCCCACAGCGCCGGCAGGACCCCGGGCCGAACUCCCGGUCAGUGUGGCAAAUCCAGCUCCAAGGUUCAGACUACUCCUAGCAAACCUGGUGGCGACCGCUAUAUCCCCCAUCGCAGUGCUUCCCAGAUGGAGGUGGCCAGUUUCCUCCUGAGCAAGGAGAACCAGCCAGAAAACAGCCAGACACCCACCAAGAAGGAACAUCAGAAAGCCUGGGCUCUGAACCUGAAUGGUUUUGAUGUGGAGGAAGCCAAGAUCCUCCGGCUCAGUGGAAAACCACAGAAUGCUCCUGAGGGCUACCAGAACAGACUGAAAGUACUCUAUAGCCAGAAGGCCACUCCUGGCUCCAGCCGCAAGACUUGCCGUUACAUUCCUUCCCUGCCUGACCGAAUCUUAGAUGCUCCAGAAAUUCGGAAUGACUACUACCUGAACCUCGUGGACUGGAGCUCUGGGAACGUACUGGCUGUGGCACUGGACAACAGUGUUUAUUUGUGGAGUGCAAGCUCUGGUGACAUCCUGCAGCUGCUGCAAAUGGAGCAGCCUGGGGACUACGUAUCCUCUGUGGCCUGGAUCAAAGAAGGCAACUAUCUUGCUGUGGGCACCAGCAGCGCUGAGGUGCAGCUAUGGGAUGUGCAACAGCAGAAACGGCUACGAAACAUGACCAGUCACUCUGCCCGAGUGGGCUCCCUGAGUUGGAACAGCUAUAUCCUGUCCAGUGGCUCACGCACUGGCCACAUCCACCACCAUGAUGUUCGGGUAGCAGAACAUCAUGUGGCAACACUGAGUGGCCACAGCCAAGAAGUGUGUGGACUGCGCUGGGCCCCAGAUGGACGACAUUUGGCCAGUGGUGGCAAUGAUAACUUGGUCAAUGUGUGGCCCAGUGCACCUGGAGAGGGUGGCUGGGUUCCCCUGCAAACAUUCACCCAGCAUCAAGGGGCUGUCAAGGCUGUAGCUUGGUGUCCCUGGCAAUCCAACGUCCUGGCAACAGGAGGAGGCACCAGUGAUCGACACAUUCGCAUCUGGAAUGUCUGCUCUGGGGCCUGUCUGAGUGCCGUGGACGCCCAUUCCCAGGUGUGCUCUAUCCUCUGGUCUCCCCACUACAAGGAGCUCAUCUCAGGCCAUGGUUUUGCCCAGAACCAGCUGGUUAUUUGGAAGUACCCGACUAUGGCCAAGGUGGCUGAGCUCAAAGGUCACACAGCCCGGGUUCUGAGUCUGACCAUGAGCCCAGACGGGGCCACCGUGGCAUCAGCAGCAGCAGAUGAGACCCUGCGGCUCUGGCGCUGCUUUGAGUUGGACCCUGCACGGCGGCGGGAGCGCGAGAAGGCCAGUGCAGCUAAAAGCAGCCUCAUCCACCAAGGCAUCCGCUGAGGACCAACCCACCCCCUCGGUUGUUUUCUUUUUUUUUAGUUUUUCUAAUAAAGUCAUGUCUCCCUCUCA